Aspergillus clavatus NRRL 1 is the source of this 1758-nucleotide messenger RNA. RefSeq names its product glycoside hydrolase family 47 protein. Gene Ontology annotation, molecular function: calcium ion binding; mannosyl-oligosaccharide 1,2-alpha-mannosidase activity. NCBI's taxonomy places the organism in Eukaryota, Fungi, Ascomycota, Eurotiomycetes, Eurotiales, Aspergillaceae. Gene Ontology annotation, biological process: carbohydrate metabolic process; N-glycan processing. The coding region runs from base 1 to 1758 and encodes 585 amino acids. The record is from RefSeq and is a predicted model, not a curated record. The transcript has 5 exons. Gene Ontology annotation, cellular component: Golgi membrane; endoplasmic reticulum.
AUGACUCCACUUUACAAGAGAGCUGUCGACUUGUCUCUGCCGCCUGGCGCGGAACCUCCUCUUACAAAUGCUUCCGCUGAAUAUCUCCCACACCCUCCCCAGAGCGAGAACCGCAUGCGCUGGACGAAACAUGCUGAGAAGCACCCUGUAUCCAGUUUCAUUCCGCUCCCUACAUCUGCGCCCUCUCCGAUUCCUCGCAUUCAGCACGAUUUCCCGAGCGAGUCAUGGUUGGGUCGGAGAAAGAGGGUCAAUAGACAGAAAGUUGUUAAGGAAGCCUUUGAACAUGCCUGGAAAGGAUACAAGACGCAUGCCUGGCUGCGUGAUGAGCUGUCACCCCUAAGUGCUCGCCAUCGGAAUACAUUUGCCGGUUGGGCUGCUACUCUGGUCGACGCCCUUGACUCGCUGGUUAUCAUGGGUAUGGAAGAUGAGUUCCAAGACGCGCUGCAUGCGCUGGAGAAGAUCGAUUUUACAAUGACCGACGCUACUCAGAUCAAUGUAUUUGAAACCAUAAUCCGAUACGUAGGGGGACUGCUCGGCGCCUACGACUUAACCGACGGACGAUAUCCGAUUCUCUUGAAGAAGGCAGUAGAACUAGCUGACAUGAUCUACGCUGCGUUUGACACGAAGAAUAGAAUGCCACAGUCCCGCUGGCAAUGGACCAGGUCGGCACAAGGCUUAGCCAUUCAACCUAGCCGAAAUACCAUUCUUGCGGAACUGGGAUCUCUGAACCUGGAGUUCACCAGAUUAUCCCAGCUGACAAAGGACCCUAAGUACUACGAUGCUGUUCAGCGGAUAAUGAACCUUCUCGAGGACGCCCAGAAUCGCACUAAGAUCCCAGGCUUAUGGCCGAUGAUGGUCAAUGCGAUUGAUUUAGAAUUCACCGACCCUCGAUUUACCAUUGGUGGAAUGGCCGACUCGACAUACGAAUAUCUUCCUAAAGAACACAUGUUACUGGGCGCUCAGACAAACCAAUUUCAAAAGAUGUAUGCCGCCUCCAUGGACUCGAUCAAGAAGUACCUGCUCUUUCGUCCAAUGACAAAGGACGGCCAAGAUAUCCUAUUCGCUGGGAAUGUUCACACAAGUGUUUCAACCAAGAUCCAUCCGGAGCCUCAAUGGGAGCACCUGAAAUGUUUCUUCGGAGGCACUGUGGGGAUUGGUGCCAAGGUCUUUGACCGUCCAGAAGAGCUGUCGAUUGCACGAAAGCUGACAGAUGGUUGCAUUUGGGCAUAUGAUGUCAUGCCUACCGGUAUCAUGCCGGAAACUUUGCAGGUUAGCCCAUGUCAAAGCAUGGAAUCCUGUGAAUGGGAUGAGCAGCAGUGGUAUCAGGAUGUGAGGCGGCGUCUGGCCCGAGGUUCAAAGGCGGACGAUACUGUGAAGGAGGCCAAAGCAAUCAUCAAGGAGAAGGGACUUCAGCCAGGCGUGACAGAAGUCUCGGAUGGCCGAUAUUUGUUACGGCCUGAGGCUAUCGAGUCCGUGUUCAUCAUGUACCGAAUCACUGGCGACAAAAAACUUCAGGACGAUGCGUGGAGGAUGUUUCAAAACAUUGAGAAGAUGACCCGGACCAAGUAUGCCCAUGCAGCAAUCGAUGACGUGCGGAACGCGCAUUCCGCCCAAUUGGACUAUAUGGAAAGUUUCUGGCUGGCAGAGACUUUGAAGUAUUUCUAUCUGAUAUUCUCCGAGCCAGAUCUUGUCAGCCUCGAUGAAUACGUGCUGAAUACGGAAGCCCAUCCAUUCAAGCGUCCAUCAACUCGUACGUAG